This is a messenger RNA of Psylliodes chrysocephalus, 1020 nucleotides long. NCBI's taxonomy places the organism in Eukaryota, Metazoa, Arthropoda, Insecta, Coleoptera, Chrysomelidae. The record is from the annotation of a GenBank genome assembly.
UUUGACAUUAUACAAGUCAUCACCACAAUCUUUCAAAUUAAUCUGUUAAAAACAGAAUUAUUUAAUUUAGAAGGUCAAACUAUGUUAUUUCUGAGUAAGAUUAUAGGGAAUUUGUCUGGAAGAGUUCCUUCACAUGCCAAUUUUAGUAAUUCUUACAGAAAUAUAAGUCAUUUAGCUAUACAUGAUGAGGAUGUUGGAAGCAUGAUAGAACGAUAUGAAUGCCUUUUCUCGCAAGAAGGUGCCGAUGGAUGGGAUAUCCGACAAGCUAUGAAUGAUCUUACUGGAUACGAUUCGGUUCCAGAACCAAGAAUAGUCAUUGCAGGUUUGAAGGCGUGUCGGCGUCUCAACGACUACGCCAUGGCGAUCAGAUUUCUGGAGAUGGUCAAGCAUAAAUGCGGAAAUAAUAGAAAAACCAUUUGGCCAUAUAUAGUUCAAGAAGUAAAAGGUACAGCGAAAGAGCUGGGAGUUGAGUUUCCGGAAGAUUUGGGUUACGACAAACCAGAGUUAUACAUGGAGUCUGUAUUUGAUAUGUAGAAUUUGAUAUAUAGAUCUUGAGACGAAUGUGGUUCGUUACUUACAUGUUACGUAAAUUUGGUUUUCUAAUAUUUACUUAUUUUUAACCGACUUCAAAAAAGGAGGAGGUUCUCAAUUCGUCGCAAUAUUUUUUUUUAAUUUUUUUUUAUGUAUGUUCAGCGAUAAUUCUUUAACACGAUAUCCCAUUUUAAUACAUUUUUUUUAUUAGAAAAGGGGUACUUCAGGGGUGGUCCCAUAUAAAUUUGGUCAACAUCUAAUAAUUGGGUCCAUGAGACAAUCCUCAAACUCUUAAUUUUUUAUGUAUGUUUAGCGAUAAUGCUUUACCACCUUGUCCGAUUUAUAUGAUUCUUUUUUUGUUAGUAAUUGGGUACCUCAGGGGUGGUCCCAUAUAAAUUUAAUUAAGAUGUGGUGAUGGCAUCUGCACGUUUUUGAAGUCGGUUUUUUUAAUUUUUUAAUUUCUAAUACUUGUGUUAUGAUUGAAUGCCU